AUGGAGGGAAAAAGCGCUGACACUGAACCAUUAGAGGUUUCUGAGAGCUGUUUGAUACCCAACGUUAUACAACCUACUAAACCGAGUCAUUUUACUGAUGUGAACCGGAGCUAUUUAUACAAAAACAAAACAAGAAGUAGACGAACAUUUCUACAAGAUCAAACUACAGCAUCUACAAAACUUCCCCGAAUUUUACCAAAAGGUCUUCCGUAUGUUGCUAAUUUCGUCUCAUUUGAGGAACUUGUAGAACGUGGAACCCUUGAGGCAUGUACACAAGAAGCGGUAGACUUCUCUGUAGAUGACCUUCGUCUUUUAUACGAAGCCAAAUGUAUGGAUCAAUCCCUUCCACCUUCAUGGGAACGGGAAAUGCGUUUUAUGGAACUUAUUAGUGCUAAUUGUACUGGUAAUUUCUUUUCUUUAAAAGAAUGUGGAUUUGGUCCUAUGUGUGCUGAAGCUAUUGCACAUAUUUUGUCAAACAAUAAAAAAUAUAUUAUUCUUGAUCUCAGUGGUAAUAGAUUACGAGAUGAAGGGGCUUGUUCUAUUGCUAGACUUAUUAGUGUUAACAGAACCCUUGUUCAUAUUGGUCUUCGUUCAAAUGAUAUUGGUCACAUUGGAGGUAUGGCGUUGGCUAAUGCUCUUCUUGAAAAUAAUACUGUGGUUUCUCUUGACGUUGGUGCCCAUUCUGGUAUUAAUGGAAAUCAUAUUGGUACUGAAGGAGCAGAAGCAAUAGGUAAUAUGCUUCGUGCCAAUAAAGUAUUAUCUCAUUUAAACAUUAGUAGUAAUGGUUUAGGUCCUGCAGGUCUUUCUUACAUUACUGCUGGUCUUGAAGGGAAUUGCAGUCUUACUCGUUUAGACAUUUCUAUAAAUAGCUUAGGAUACGCUGGAGCCAAAGCUAUUGCUUCUGCCCUUGAAAAUUGCUCUAUUACACACCUUUCUUUACAUCGUAACAGUCUCACUGAUAAUGGUGGAAUGGUGAUUUUUCAAGCUAUUGGUGAUGCUAUUGAUAAUGGAGAAGAUAGAAUUGAGUUUCUUAAUUUGGAAAAUAAUGAUCUUGGUGAAAAGACUGCUAAGGCAUUACAAAAAGUAUUAUCUUCUUCUACAGCAUUAAAACAACUUCGUUUAUCCUCCAACAAUUUUGGUUCUGCUUCAAAGUAUAUUAUGGAAGGAUUGGGAGAAAAUAAGAGUCUUCGCUCACUUUAUUUAUCUUUUUGUGAUAUUAGAGAAACUGAUGGAGCACCUUUUGCUUCUGCAUUGACCGCAAAUGCUACAUUACAGACUCUUGAUUUAUCAAAUAAUAAACUAAAGGAUGCAGGAACUAAAUGUAUUGCUGAAGCUAUGAAAACUAAUGAAGGAUUAGUCUCUCUAAAUCUUUCCUGUAAUAAAAUAUCAGAUGAAGGAGGAAAAGCGAUUGCAUCAUUUCUUACAAGUAAUCGAACUCUUCGUGAUCUUAAUUUACGUCGCAAUACCAUGUCUAAUGUGACUGGUGAAUUACUAGAUGAGCAACUUCGUGGAAAUUUUACCCUUGAAAAAAUGGAUGUGACAUUCAAUGAUUUCCGUUAUAAAUGCCUUAUGGGUCACAAAGCGACUCUUGCCCGCAAUGCGGAGCAUAACAAACGCCUUGUAGUUCCCAAGCUCCGUACGGAGAUUGAGACCCUGUCGUACAAGGAGAAGGAGCUCACGCAGACGGAGGACGAGAUUGAGAUGGAGCGCCGCAUCAUCAAGGACCGCAGCGAGCAGCUGCUCCGCCGCAACGAGGAGGCCCGAGUGACGUUUGAGAAGGCGCGGCGGGAAAUUGCGGAUCUCGAGAAGAGCGUCGCGGUCGUGCGGGGCCGCUGCGAGGCGGCGGAGGCGGUCCUGCGGCGGACGGAGGAGCGGGUGGGCCGCGAGAUGGCGGAGUUGGCCGCGCGGCGGGCGGGCGUCGAGGGGCGGGCGCAGGCGGAGCGGGACCGCGCGGAUCGCCUCCGCCGCGAGAUGGAACGCAUGCGGCGCCAACUGCGGCAGGCGGAGGAGGCGGAGGCGACGCGACUGCGGCCGCUCCUCGUCGACGUGGGCAUCGCCGAGGCCGACAGGGACCGGGAGGCCCGCGAGUGCCGGCACGAGGCUGACAAACUCGCCGCCCUCGAACUGCAGCGCAAGGAACUCGAGCGGAAUGCCGGUCUCUCACUCCCAAAGAAGUCUCAAGCGAAUAACGAUACACGGCAGAAGAAGCGCUAG
Trypanosoma theileri is the source of this 2214-nucleotide messenger RNA. RefSeq names its product putative ribonuclease inhibitor-like protein. Gene Ontology annotation, molecular function: protein binding. The transcript has a single exon. The coding region runs from base 1 to 2214 and encodes 737 amino acids. NCBI's taxonomy places the organism in Eukaryota, Euglenozoa, Kinetoplastea, Trypanosomatida, Trypanosomatidae. The record is from RefSeq and is a predicted model, not a curated record.